Molecule: messenger RNA, 882 nt
Organism: Cuscuta epithymum
Lineage: Eukaryota; Viridiplantae; Streptophyta; Magnoliopsida; Solanales; Convolvulaceae
Source: the annotation of a GenBank genome assembly
UUUCUACUCCAUCCGACGAUAAUCUAAACUAGGGCACCAAGAGACCUAAAUUCGAAUAUCGGAAUAUGGAAGAGGGAUUGCUAGAAAUCCGGCCGCCGAGACUAGAAGAUGCCGGCCUCGAAGAUUGUGCGCUGCCACUGGAAUCCAUCAAAGAAGCUUUCCUCAAGGCCGCCAGCGCCGUGCGGUCGACCAUUUCCCAUUCGGACCACGAUGCAGAGGGCAGUUGCGUGGACGAUCCGUGGCUGGUCACCGGAGAUUCAACUGAUUCGCUCGUUGGGAUUGUGGACGGCGUCGAUGGAGGUCCCGGUUGUUGCGUUACCGAGAAGCGACCUGAGUUGACUGGCGAUGAGGUUGUCUUGGCCGGUGCAGGCGAAAAGGAAGAGCUAUCGGAUGCGCUUUUGGCACCGGGAUUGCCUGAAGGCGGCGGAUCUUGCGUCGAUGCAUUGGAAGGAUUAUCGAUCGGAGAUAAGGAGAAAAAAACAAGCAAAAAAACAGGAAAUCAGGAUGAUGAUGGCCAGAACGAAGACGGGAAGACUGAGAAACCGAUCCUAGUUGAAGAUUUUGCAUAAACCAGAGAAAAGAUCAUGCCGCAGUCUACUAGUCCGUUUCAUUCAAAAUCUUAUUAUGUUGUUAAAAAAAGAACCAGUCAAUGUAUGGCCUAUCUGCCCUAAUCGUAUGGUAAUAAUAACUAAUAACUCUAUUUGGUGAGCAGAUUAGAGUUAAUCCAAGUAGUGAAUGUUAAUGACAAAUUCAGGUUUCCAUCCCCAUUCUUGUUCUGCGUUCAUUUGAUUAAUCUGGUAGAUGGUGGGUAUUGGACGCAAAUGUGGAUGCAAAAAUACCAAUUUAUGUAUUAAUUUGUUAAGGAAGAAUUCUUGGUGUACA